AGUACAUCUCUGCGCGUUGUUCCGCACGGGAGUGUUUGUGCAGUGUGCGUGCGUGCGUGCGUGCGAUUUUUACGUUCAACCGUUUCGCCGUUCGGUGUGCGAACAGGUUUUGUGUACGUGGACCCAGUACGCGGUUUGCGUUUACUAGCCGAUUAGCGGGAAAAGAGUUUUGUGUCGAACGAGCAACAUCGAAGUAACAGUGACUACAGAAAAAAUAUCAGCAGAUUCCUUUUAAAAUUGAUAGAAAGUCAAGCACGCAACUGAACAACCUUCAACAAUUCUUCACGAUCCUCAUCCAAAAGGGUGGAACUCGAGUGAGGCACUCUUAACAAAACCAUAGCUUCCGAACUACCAUCCGGUAUAGCUGGUGGCGGUAGGCGGAGCGCAAGAAAAGAGUUUCCGUCACGGAUCGUAGCAUCAAGGGCUCGACGCUCCGAGUUCCGGUCCGGCUGUCGAUCGUUAUUACUCUGGCUCACAGCAAGGGCGAGUAAAUAACAGUAAAGGAAACAAACCCAUCCAAGGCUUUACAGAGUGGUGUACAACGCACAGCACGUCAAUCAAAUCGACCCAUCCACUUCCUGGGUUGUGAAGGUGUGGCCGCUACCAGCUCGUACCGACAGACGAAUUUACCAGGGAACAGGUGGCCAGUUGCCUUUGCCUUUGGUGCGGUGAGAAACGUUUCACCAGGAUGGAGCUCUCGCGGAUAAAAACCCUUUACUGUGGGUUAAUAUUUCAACUGCUUUUCACCCUUGCGCUACCACUUCCAUUUACCAAGUAUGGACGUACCUGCAGCGAUAUCGGUUGCCUGCCGAGCCAGGUGUGCGUGAUGGCUUACGAGUCGUGCUCCAUGGGGCAGCGCGAGAAUAACGAUUGUGGCCGUUACCCGACCUGCAAAAAGAACACGGAUCCCAGUGUCAAUGCCGGCCCGAGCGAGGGAGUUAGCAACGUGUACAACAACGGUCCUAAGCCUUCCGCACCAUCCGGUGGACGCCCUAGUUACGGUGGUGACGAUGAUGUGCUCGGUACGCUUGGUUUGAACCCCAACAAUCCGUAUGGUCAGCGACCAGCGGCACCACCUGCCCGUCCACAACCUCCAUCCGGUCCUUCGCUCUACCCAUCGCUGCCCUCAGACAACAACCCCGGUAACCGUUACGGAGGAAGCAGUGGUGGCGGUGGUGGUGGUUCGUACAUUGGAGGCGGUGGUGCUGGAGGUGGUUCUUCUUACGGCGGGGGUGGCCAGUUCGAUGGUGCCGGAGGAAACAUUAUCGUACCGACACGCAAACCGACCCCAGCUCCGUCCGGUGGAUUUUUCGGUGGCAUCCUUAACGGAGUGCAGAACGCCGUCUCGAACGCGGUCAAGCAGCAGAUCGGUACCUACAUUAAUCAGCGCUUGGGCAUCGGGCCGGCCGCCGGUGGGGCUGCGGGAGCGGGUGGUGCCGGCGGUGGUUUGGGUGGCCUGUUCGAUGCACGCAACCUGAUCGACAACAAACGCUUCGGUGGACUGUUUUCCGAGAAUAAACCGGCAGGAAGUAGCGGAACCGGUACGUCCGGUACGGUCAUCGGUCCGGGAGGAUAUCCGGUAACCGUCGAUCAGCGCACGUCGGCCAGCAACUAUCAGCAGCAGUAUGCAGCCCCGCCGGCCGGCGGUCAGGCAACGUAUGCACAGAACUAUGGCAACUACAACUCAGCAAAUACGGCUCGCGCACGUACCACGGAACGUCCCGCUUACGGAUGGAAUCUGAACUAGACUCGGGGUCCUCAAAAAGCACAUCAUAAAAUACUCUCCCCCCAGGAUGCACAAGAGUGGGCUGUUUUUGCCUUUACACUAAUCACCACCUUGAAUACUAAAGAAAACUAAACAAUGCACCAAUGCACACUACGUAGACAUGUCUCGCUGUCGAUCGAAGCGCCCUCUGUAGCGUAAUGUAUGACAACUGAUGGAGAUUGCAGUAGGCGGUCGAUUUUUCUCUUUAUGUUUUUUCUCUUUUUUGUGCAUCAGUGUGUGUGAGCUAGAAAACAAACAAACAAACACACUAAAAUAUUAUAUUCUUUUACACCGUUACUCAGUGACUAAUAAAGCCAAUACUCAAAGAA
Messenger RNA from Anopheles stephensi (Asian malaria mosquito), 2094 nucleotides. Its product is annotated as translation initiation factor IF-2-like. NCBI's taxonomy places the organism in Eukaryota, Metazoa, Arthropoda, Insecta, Diptera, Culicidae. Bases 689 to 1747 code for a protein of 352 amino acids. The transcript is spliced from 6 exons. The record is from RefSeq and is a predicted model, not a curated record.